Messenger RNA from Tripterygium wilfordii, 2227 nucleotides. RefSeq names its product trihelix transcription factor PTL-like. The transcript has 2 exons. Bases 251 to 1849 code for a protein of 532 amino acids. The record is from RefSeq and is a predicted model, not a curated record. Lineage: Eukaryota; Viridiplantae; Streptophyta; Magnoliopsida; Celastrales; Celastraceae.
GUUCCUUUGCUUGCGUUGCGUUGCAUUGCAUUGCAUACUCUCUCUCUCUAUUCUUCUCUCUCUCUCAAACAACAUAGAAAGAAAAAGGACUUUGUGUGGAGUCACCAUGUCAGUCUCGCUUUAUUCAGAAUUCAUGGGUCCACAGUCCUCUGCUUGAAAUUCCAGGCUUUCGUGGGCGACACGAUCCGAUUCUGCCGCUAUCGCGUACUCUCUCUUCAAUUUUACAUUUUCUUUGGUUUCUGAGAAUUUGAUGGAAAUGGAGGAUCAAGUUCAACAGCAGCAGCAGUUUGUUGGGAUGGCGGAUCUACUGAUGAAUGGGAGGCCGGCAGUGCCACCUCAGCACGGGGAGUUGUUUUCUGGGCAUCGUGGGGGACUGUCGCAGUAUGAGAUGAUGAUGGUGGGAGUGCCACGUGGAGGGUUGCAAGACUUGGUGUCUUCAGCUGAUACUAAAACCACCACCACUCCUUGUGGCGGCGGCGGUGGUGGGUUGUUGGACAUGAGUGACGGUGGUUGUUUUGGCGGAGGUGAUGGAGGGAGUGGGAGAUGGCCGAGACAAGAGACUUUGACACUUCUUGAGAUCAGAUCUCGUCUUGAUUCUAAGUUUAAGGAAGCUAAUCAAAAGGGUCCUUUGUGGGAUGAGGUUUCUAGGAUAAUGUCUGAGGAAUAUGGGUACCAAAGGAGUGGAAAGAAAUGCAGAGAAAAGUUUGAAAAUUUGUACAAAUAUUACAAGAAGACCAAAGAAGGCAAAGCUGGAAGACAAGAUGGAAAACACUACAGGUUCUUUAGACAACUUGAAGCUCUAUAUGGAGACAACACUAAUACAAACACUCCAACCUUAACUCAAGAUGCCAGCUUUAACACUAUGCGAUUUCACACUUCCAUUCCAGCAACAAAUCAAGACACAUUGUUUCACUCUCAAAAGCUUUUUUGUGACAGCCUCAGCCUCUCCAAUUCGUCGGAUUUCGAUACUACUUCGUCCGACGACAAUGAUCUCAGCACCGGAGCAAAUGAUUCGUCCGAUAAGAGGAGGAAGAGAAGAGGAGGAAUGAGGAGUUGGAAGGUGAAGAUAAAGGAGUUCAUCGAUUCGCAAAUGAGAAAGUUAGUAGAGAAGCAAGAGGAGUGGUUAGAGAGAUUGACAAGGACACUUGAACAAAAGGAGCAAGAUAGGAUUAUUAGAGAAGAAGAAUGGAGGAAACAAGAGGCUUUAAGGAUUGAUAGAGAUAACAAGUUUUGGGCUAAAGAGAGAGCGUGGAUCGAAGCUCGCGAUAAUGCUUUAAUGGAGGCAUUGCAGAAGAUAACUGGAUCAGUAGAAGUAAAAGCUCCAUCUCCUGAUCAUGUCCAUGAUCAAAAUGGAAAUAUCAAUGAAUUAAUGUUAAACAAGGGUGUGGAUUGCGACCCGUGGGAAGAAUCCGAGAUCACAAGGUUGAUUGAAUUGAGAAGUGUAAUGGAACCAAGGUUCCAACAAAGUGGUGUUGAAGAUCAUGUUAUUGUUUUGUGGGAGGAAAUAUCAGCUAAGAUGGCAGAUCAUUCUGGGUAUGAAAGAAGUGCAUUAGUUUGUAAAGACAAAUGGGAUAGUAUAAAUGAUUAUAUUAUGAUGAGGAAGGGUAAUAACAAGAGAAGGAGAGAGAGUUCAAGCUAUUUUCCAAGCAAUCAUCAGUCUCUAUACAACCAAGGAGGAGGAGGUUAUGGUGAAAUGAGUUCACAAGAUGGGUCUUCACCUUCUAACCCUAGCACAAGCAAUGUUGUAAAUGUGAAUGAUGGCUGCUUUAGGUUUCUGAUGAGUGAUGGAGGUACCAAUAAUUUGUGGGAGGACUAUGGUUUGAAGCUUAGUAGAGGAGGAAACCAGUAGAAGCUAGCUAGCUAAAGCACCAUGUGAGAGUUUGCUUACUUACUUACUGUGGGUAAAUAAUGCAACUUAAUGGUGUUGUAAGCAAGACUUGACUGAGUAGUAGUGCGUUGGGAAAUUCUUUAACGUUGAUUUAAUUUGGUGUAUGUUGCCAGUGUGGAGUGGAUUGGAUUGACUGUCCGAGUUUAGAGCUAGUCCAGAUGAACAUGUUGGGCUGGUAAAUUCUCGAUUACUAAAAAAGACCUAAUUUGGUGUAGCAGAUUAAUUGCAAUAUUGUUCCAAGUACUCUCUCACCAAGGCAGUGGGUGUAAUUUGUUGUUUGUUUUCUUGCUUUUAUUUUCAGGUUGUUAUGAGUGGAUGCUCUACGGUGGUUUAUUUCUA